AAGGAAAAGCAUCUUUCGGAUAAUCGCAGCAACAGUCUAGAGAAACAACAACCUGGAGAAACUGUAAGCUUCGGGUUGUUUGAAGCAGCCAACGUGAUGUGCAACAUAGUGGAAAUUUCCAAAGACAGCACCAUGCACCGACGUUCCCAAGAAACUUAUGCUCAGCCAGCAAAUCCACAUCCGAAACCGGUCAAAUUGGGGAGUAAAACAAGUAUAACAUCUGCAUCUUCCCAAAGCGGUCCGUUUGCAAUGAUGAAAGAAAGCGAGAAGAAGAAGAAAAAGAGCGUAGAUGUAGAAGAUGACGAGUAACUGCGAGUGCUAAAAGAUUUUACGAGAACAGUGUCAACAAGAUUCUAUGCGAUAUUUUUUUCUGAAGCCACAGAUGUGAG
Messenger RNA from Cylicocyclus nassatus, 389 nucleotides. The record is from the annotation of a GenBank genome assembly. NCBI's taxonomy places the organism in Eukaryota, Metazoa, Nematoda, Chromadorea, Rhabditida, Strongylidae.